Messenger RNA from Anopheles coustani, 1076 nucleotides. It is a transcript of the gene Aptx, whose product is annotated as aprataxin. Gene Ontology annotation, cellular component: nucleus. Gene Ontology annotation, molecular function: single-stranded DNA binding; mismatched DNA binding; DNA 5'-adenosine monophosphate hydrolase activity. The record is from RefSeq and is a predicted model, not a curated record. Gene Ontology annotation, biological process: single strand break repair; double-strand break repair. NCBI's taxonomy places the organism in Eukaryota, Metazoa, Arthropoda, Insecta, Diptera, Culicidae. The transcript has 3 exons. Bases 6 to 554 code for a protein of 182 amino acids.
GUGAUAUGGCAUCCUAUUCUUGGUCGGACGCACUGAUUUUUGCGAUAAAUAAUGUAGCAAAGCAAGUGUUUGUCUCUGAGUUAGCCGUUGUCAUCAAAGAUAAAUAUCCCAAGGCUAUAUACCAUUUCUUAGUGCUUCCAUGGAAGGAUAUAGACUCUGUGUACGAACUAUCUUCUGGAGACGAGGGUUUGUUGCAUGAAAUGUACAAUCUAGGUUUGAAAGCGACUGACUCCAGUGGACUGCCGGUUGGACGGUUCGAAUUUGGAUAUCAUAUGAAACCUUCCAUGAGGCGGCUACAUUUGCACGUUAUAUCCAAAGACUAUCACUCACCCUGUCUUUCGCAUCGGUUUCAUUGGACCGCAUUCAAUACGGAUUUUUUCAUGAAACAUGAAUACGUGAUCGAGAAGAUUCGAGCUGAGGGUCACAUACAACGUCCGAAUGAAAAAUGUAUUCUUGAACUGUUGGAAUCUCCCCUGCAAUGCAAUCAAUGUUCUUAUCAACCAAUCAGUUUUCAGGAAUUAAAGCGACACCUCAAGCAACAUGUAGAAGAGUAAGAUAAUUGCCAUAAUAAAAGCAAGACAAAAAUCGCGGUGCCAAUAUUUCAUAGCCAGGAUAAAUCCCGCUUGGCGAUUUCAAAAACAUGCUACUUUUGUUUCAUCCCCAUACAAAAAUGCAGCGUAUUUGAUCAGCUAGGAGAACUUUUUAAAGAUAACUGCUCCACAUACCUAUCGGGAUAUUAUCUAAACGUAAGAUAACUUUAGUUAAACGCACAUCAAUCAAUAGAAUGCACGAAAGUCGUUAGCUUACUGUUACGCAGCAAUGUGUCUCAGAAUUGUAACAGUAAAUCCUAGAUCUGUUUUCUUGUGGAUUAACACAGCGAAGUUUAUAAAACAUCGGUUCUACAUUGAAUGGUAGACAUUGCAAUGCACAUCAGCAUACAUUGUCUGUCACAAAGCACAUUCAAGAACUUCUUCGUCACCAAAAUAUGCGCAUGAUAUGUUGUAACAUAGUUGUAUUGUUAUUCAUUAAUUUUACAACAAUGUAGUUGAAAUUUGAUUACGAUAGCUCAGAUGGAG